UCGACAUUUCCCCGGUGGCGAGCGGGCAGCCAUGUCCCGCCGCGGGCGUGAAAAGGGGCAGGCAGUGCUCAUCGACCUCGACAGCGAUGCUGAAGAAGAGUGCCAAAGCAAGCGUCCUCGAACAAGGAGAACAACAACAUUGAAGACAUCUGGGAGAUCCAAAAAUGUAUUACCUUCCUUUUAUGAUAACCUCCCCCAGAGCAGAGUCUCCAGCCAUGCAACUAGCAGGAGGAACAAGACAAAUCAAGACAAGCUGAAUACUGAUAUUUUUGAAUUAUACAUGGAGGAUCUUUGGAAGCACAUUGAUGAAGAUAAGAAGAGUGCUUAUGCAUACUUGGAUUCUUUAUGGUUUAACAUGUAUUACCAUGGGAGUAAUAUACCCAAUGUCCUUAAAUGGAUAAAGGCAAAGAGAAUAUUUUCAAGACAAUAUGUUUUCGUUCCUAUUGUUUGUUUUGGACACUGGAGCCUCCUUGUCUUAUGCCACUUUGAUGAUGCAAACUGCUCGGAUUUUAAGAAAGGGCCACGGAUGAUAGUGCUGGACUCACUCAAUACGACAGAUCCGACAAGGUUGCAAUCAGCAAUCAGAAAAUUCAUUGCUGACAUUUACAAGACUGAGGAGCGGGAAGAAAGCAAGCAGUUCAUAAACAAAAUCCGCCUCGAGUUUCCCAAGGUGCCACAGCAAAAUGGGGAUGAAUGUGGAAUCUAUGUUCUUUAUUUCAUCCACGUUGUCUACAAAAACAAAAAACUGGCAGAUGUUCUUGAAAACAAAAAAUUGGAAGAGGAUUUCACCCAGCUGCUUGAUGAUAGCUGGUUUAACCCAGAGGAACUAGAGAACUUCCGCAAGGAUAUCCAUUCAUUCCAAGCGAAUCGGAAUAACAAAAUUGCAGAGUAGGAUAUACAUCAAAGAUGGUGCCAAGUAUAUAAAUUGGUAACAUCAACGAACAUGUAGAUUGCUGAGUUUCACCUUGCCUUGUGGCUCAUUCUGAGGACAUUUGAAGGUUGUUGACAAUAUGUUGUAUUGCUGUUAUAUCCAUGGAAGAGGGAGUACAUAGAGCUUCGCUGGCAGACAGUACUAGUUCGGCGGCUUGAUAUUAUUACAUUUAUCGUAAUUAAACUAUCGAACUUGUUAGUAUAUAGAAAGUGCUAGAUUACCAUCACCCUCUUGGAUAAUGUUAGCAUUUAGCAGGGGUACAUACGAUGUACUAGUGCAUGUAUUCUCAUUCUAGAGAUGCUGUCGUAAUACCCCUUAUCCGGGUAUCAACGUUACAGUUUCACAUUUGUUGUGCCGAGAUGGUGUUGGUAAUAGUAAAGAACAACUCGCAGAAGGUGUUGUGGCCUCCUGUGUCAUAUCCUGUAGAUUCAGCUGUUGCUGUUGACGGGAAUAGAUUCAUCUCAGACUCCCUCA
Messenger RNA from Sorghum bicolor (sorghum), 1405 nucleotides. Its product is annotated as probable ubiquitin-like-specific protease 2B. Gene Ontology annotation, biological process: proteolysis. The record is from RefSeq and is a predicted model, not a curated record. Lineage: Eukaryota; Viridiplantae; Streptophyta; Magnoliopsida; Poales; Poaceae. Gene Ontology annotation, molecular function: cysteine-type peptidase activity.